Molecule: messenger RNA, 2595 nt
Organism: Rotaria socialis
Lineage: Eukaryota; Metazoa; Rotifera; Eurotatoria; Philodinida; Philodinidae
Source: the annotation of a GenBank genome assembly
AUGCGGUGGCUGCUCAUUCUUCUACUUUUCUUGGCAAACUCAUGGCCAUAUCAACUUUAUUUGUUAGUGAAUGCUGAUAAUCUUUCAUCGUUUGGUAUUAAACGUUACAGUGUUAUUCGUGAAAUUCACGAUGAAACAAAAGCGAAUAUACAUCGACGCAAACGUUCGAUUAUAGAAAAUAAUCCUGAUCGUAUUCUUACGUUAGCAUUAGAUCAUAAAAAUAUAACUUUAGUUUUGAAAAAUACUAAUGACUUUUUUGCUUCUGAUGCUGACAUUCAUCUCGGUUUAUCUACUUUCCGUAGCAUAAACUCCUCUAUUCUUUUUGAUGGCUACGUUUUAGAUCAUCCUGAUACUUCGUAUGUGAGUGGUGGAUUCUAUUCGAAUUGGUUUGAUGGUACUAUUAAAAUGUCAAAUGAAACUUGGCAUAUUGAACCAACUCGUAAAUAUGGUCAAACUUUAGUUAACGCAGGCCCAUCGAUUAUUUACAAUGCGCUGGAUGUUGAUAUGACAAAGUAUAAUAGUAAUACUGCAUUUCGAUCUAAACGAGUUGUAAUUGAUGAAAAUGAUGAAUCAUCGUCCUUUUGUGGUCUUAAUAAGAAUGAAAAUCGAAAGAAAAUGAACAAGGAAACUAGACGAUCGAUACAAGAUGACUUUGUAGAGUUGGAUUUUAAAUCUCGAUAUACAAGAUCAAAAAGACAGACAACAGAUAAAAAUGAACGAGAACGUACUUGCUGUUACAUUUAUAUACGUGUCGAUCCAACAUUGUGGGAUGUUGUUUAUAAAAAUGAAGGUCUUAAUGAAAAAGAGCCAACUAUUCAUGCAAUUGUUACAUUUCUUUAUCGAACAGUAACGGCAGCAAAUGCGAUUUAUCGUUCAUUAAAAUUUGAAUCUAAUGGUGAUGUUCUACAUAGAUUUACAUUAAGAAUUAAACGAAUACGAAUUUUAACACCAGAUGAUUGUGGACACAAAAAUUUAAGUUUAAGCGAAACAAAUAUUUGUCGUUCAUUUCUCGAUUCGAAUGUUUUGUUAACAUGGCAUUCAGCUGAAGAUUUUUCUGAUUAUUGUCUAGCAUAUAUAUUUGCUGCACGAGACUUUGGUGAUGGAACAUUAGGUUUAGCGUGGAUGGGAAGUGUUGCAUCAAAUAGUCGUGGUGGUAUUUGCGAAAAAUCAUCAAAAGAUAUGUACGAAGGGCAACGUGUUACAAAAACACUGAAUACAGGAAUGAUUACUGUUAUCAAUCAUAACACACGUACGUCAUCGUUGAUGACAGAAUUAACAUUUGCUCAUGAAGUCGGACAUAAUCUAGGCGCCGAACAUGAUGAUGAAAAGUGUGGUGGUGAUACAACAUAUGGUCAUUAUAUAAUGUAUCGUCGAGCAACAACGGGUCUUGAAGAAAAUAAUAAUAAAUUUUCAAAUUGUAGCAUGGGCAAAAUGGGACCAGUUGUUAUUUCUGUUAAAAAUGAACUGGUCGGAAAAGUUAAUUGUCUAACUGGUAUACUUGACUAUUGUAUCGAUAAAGUCGUAAAUUUUAUUUUUACUUCAAUAGAAUGUUCACAGGUGGGCUAUUGUGGAAAUCGAAAUGUUGAAGAUAAUGAAGAAUGUGAUUGUGGUUUUAUAUCUGAAUGUACAGACGAUUGUUGUUAUCCAGCUGGUGGUCCUGAUGCCAAACUAGGUUGUAAAUUAAAACCAGGCGCUCGUUGCAGUCCAUCGAAAGGUCCAUGUUGUUCUGAUCAAUGUACUUUUCAUGCACCCUCACAUAUAUGCCAUAAAGACAAGGCCAGUCAAGAUUGCAUUGGAGAUGUUCGAUGCGAUGGUAUUCAAGCAACAUGUCCUCUGAAUGAUACACAAUUCUUUAAACCAAUUGAUGCAUUAUGUAAUCAAAACACACAAUUAUGUGACCGAGGGGAGUGUAAUAAAAGUAUAUGUACAUUAAUUAAUAAAACAGAAUGUGUUUUAACAAUACCAAAUGUUGAAGAUCCAUUACGGCAACGAGAUGUUGAUCGAGAAUAUCUAUGUCAUAUCGGAUGUUUUGAUACUCGAACAAAUUCAUGUAUUGAUACACUUGCUCUUCGUAUGCCGAAUAAUCAUAGUAUGACUGGAUUUGGUUAUAAACAUCGACCUGGACACGCUUGUGCUGGAACAGCUGGUUAUUGUGAUGUAUUUGGGAAAUGUCGUGCUGUUGAUGCAGAAGGUCCAUUGACUCGAUUGAAAAAUAUGCUACUUAAUGCAGAGAAUAUUCGUACAAUCACUCAACUUAUUCAGGAAUAUUGGUGGGCUUUUGUAUUGGGUUUAUUAAGUCUCAUUGGUUUCAUGAGUAUUUUUGUAAAAAUUUGUUCUGUUCAUACUCCAUCAUCAAAUCCACGUUUGAAACCAGCUCGAACUCUUUCGCUGAAGCGUGGUUGUCAUGGUCCUCGGCCACAUGCUAUGCAUAAUAAUCGACAGCCUGCUUCUUCAUCAGCAACUUCUGGGAGUGAGCUCACUUCUCUACAACAACAAUCCAAAGGACAACCUAAAGUUUUUGUACGUGGAUCUAACUCAACAGAUAAGCAACAGAUACGUAUACAGCAGAAUAAAAUAAAAUCCUCUCAUCUUUAG